Molecule: messenger RNA, 1437 nt
Organism: Ixodes scapularis (black-legged tick)
Lineage: Eukaryota; Metazoa; Arthropoda; Arachnida; Ixodida; Ixodidae
Gene: mRpS6
Product: probable 28S ribosomal protein S6, mitochondrial
Exons: 3
Coding region: 185-613 (142 amino acids)
Biological process (GO): translation
Cellular component (GO): ribosome; mitochondrial small ribosomal subunit
Molecular function (GO): structural constituent of ribosome; small ribosomal subunit rRNA binding
Source: RefSeq, a predicted model, not a curated record
AACUGGAUAACGUGGUGUAUUUUCAGACGUUAACCGAUCAGGCUAGCUUUAACGAUUGAUCCAAAUCCAUUCAGAUCCAAACAUGCGUUGCUUGCUAGCGUGAUCAUUUGUACUGUGUACUAUUUUCAAAUAAUAUAGGUUUUCUACAAAAUUUGCGCUGAUCUCGGCAAACUGAAGCAUCGAAAUGCCUGCAUACGAACUAACCAUGAUUCUCCGAUCAAUGAGCAAGCCGGAGCUUUCAAGUGCUUUAAAGAGAACCGGUGAACUAAUGCUCAAGAGCGGUGUGAUCCUACGCGACAUCCAGAACCUUGGGACGAAGGAACUGCCCAUCAAAAUGAGCAGCCACGGCCGCACGCAUAUGUCGGGAAGCUACUUCCUCUUCCGGUUCGAUGCUGCGCCCCUCUUCAAGAGGACGCUGAGGGACGAGAUGAAGAGAGACGUGGACAUCAUCCGCGGAACGAUCAUGGACCUCACACAGCGUCCAAGCAUCACGUGCACCCUGGAGGAAGAGAUGCAGCCGCCCGCUUACAGGGAGAGCGUCCAGAAGCUGCUCAAAGAAGGCAGGGUGCCCAAGAAGCCCACAUACGAGAAACACACCGACGGGCCCGUGUGACCGUACUCCCGCUUGUUUUCUGUUGUGCCUAGUUCAGGUUAUUUCUCGCGUCGCGUCGUUGUUCGGACAGAACUGUUUUGUGGACUUACCGUUCAUGAAUGGCUACGAAGCCGGGUGCUAGUAUCCCUUUGGGUCAACUAAAUAGAUGUUCUAAUGUGCAAACUCUCGGCGUAAGUUGUUGAACUCGGUACCCUUCGCUGGCCCGGCACGUACUCGCUGCCCUCCGUCGUGCUUUGACUGCAUGUGCACACUUGAACUUCACGAGAUGCCGUUAUCGAAGGUUAAAAUUUCACGCAGGUGGCAAGACAACUGAAAGACAUCCAUGGCAUUUUCCUCCUGUGACUGACUAGGAGUGGUGUAUUUCUAUUCUAACUACCGGUUGACCAAAAGCUUCACAUGCUUGCAAAAGUUUCGAAGAAUGUAACUCCUAAUCUUGUGUGACCCAAUGUUUUUUUGCGAAGAGUAUGUUUUCAUAGGCCAGAAAACUUGUCAUUAAUUUAUGUUUUGUUUGCGAGGCUCUGCAGAACCCUUCUGUCAGGAUCACUAUCGACGAGGACAUUAUUCCGAGGACUUAAAUUUCCUAGAUUUGGCAGACCAAAAAAUUUGCCAUAAAUGGAUCUUGCAACGCACGCAUUUCACAUGUUCUCUUCUUUGAUCCACGCCUGGAAUUUCGACCCAAGCCAAAUUGCCAAAGUAUUGAUUGCAGGAAAAUAAAGUUGCACACGACAUGCGGUGUGAUAAGAAACUAGCAGGGACUGGGGCAGAAGGCCAAAGAGUAACAUAGCGUUUGGGUGGCAAACAUUAAAACUGGCACUGUCACUAUA